This is a messenger RNA of Striga asiatica, 2177 nucleotides long. NCBI's taxonomy places the organism in Eukaryota, Viridiplantae, Streptophyta, Magnoliopsida, Lamiales, Orobanchaceae. The record is from the annotation of a GenBank genome assembly.
GUUUUCAUUUUAUAUCCAAGUAAUAAAAGACUAUUAGGUGAAAAUAGGUGAUACUUUGUUCCCCUAAAAAUAUUCGAAUGCAUUAGAAAUGAAGAUGACAGCUCUGAUCUUGGGGUGCUUUUCUUUCUUAGCUGAUAGUAACAACAUUUUGGGGCAUGAAUUAAUCCAUGAUUAAUGUAUUGGGUCAACGAUGAUCAACUUCGCAUUUUAUCCACAAAAAAGUAAUCAAAAGAUAACAACUGUGGAAGCUGCCAGAUGCCCCCACUGCUGUCUAUGGCGAUGAUGUAAGCUGAAAUUCUGGAGUUUCAUCCCUUAUGCUGAAGGAAGAAGAAUAUGACCUUGGAGAUCAACAGUAAUCCUCCAACAAUGAGCAAUGUCUCGAAAAAAUCAGAAAAACACAAAAAUCAGCACUCCAGGGAUGUCACGUUGGAUAGUGAAUUAUGGACAGAAGGCCUAAUCUGUGCUUUUGAAUUCGUCAGAAGCAAUAAUAAGAUUCCACUGUUGAAAUCUCGUUCGACCAAUAAUCCCUCGACCUCACAUUUUAGGAAGAAGAACAGCAGCAACCAUGUAUUUACCCUCCAAACAGAUUUAGACUAUUUAAACAUUGAUACUGCAGAUGGUAAUUUUCAUGCCCAGGAAAGAUCUUCCGGAAAUGUCUGGGUACCAAUUGGAUGGACGAGGAUUACGAAGCUUCUUACCACCGUGAAAUUUGACUCUGUUUGGGCCUCUCAGCCCAUUGAGAUGGACGAACAAGAUGAUAUUACAGUUGCGGAUGUUGCAGCUCCCUUUUGGGAACGUCCCGUGGGGCCCACUUGGUGGUGCCAUGUGGAUGCAAGUCACCCUUAUAUCAAUUCAUGGUUGAGCGAUGCUCGGUGGUUACAUCCUGCUAUCAGCGUGGCAUUGCUUGAUGAGAGUAAGCUGAUAAGUGAACGUAUGAAGCACCUACUUUAUGAGGUUCCUGUCAGAGUUGCUGGCGGGCUACUGUUUGAGCUGUUAGGGCAGUCAGUUGGCGAUCCUUAUGCGGAGGAAGAGGACAUCCCUGUUGUUAUACGGUCUUGGCAAGCACAAAACUUUUUGUUGACUGCACUGCAUGUUAAAGGUUCUUCAUCAAACAUUAAUGUGUUGGGUUGUUCAGAAGUUCAGGAACUGCUUGCAGCCGGAGGUAGUAAUAUGCCACGAACAAGUCAUGAGGUGAUAGCUCUCCUUGCCUCUCGCCUUGCCCGGUGGGAUGAUAGGAGAACUCAGGAGGACAUCCAUAUGUUCUGCAUAAUUCUGAACCAGGAAAUCAGAAGACUUUCAACGCAGGUAAUCAGAGUAAAAUGGUGUUUACACGCAAGGGAGGAGAUUGUAUUCGAACUUCUCCAACAUGUACGAGGUUUUGCAGCUAGGAAUUUGCUAGAAGGACUGAGAAAAAGCACACGACAAAUGAUUCAGGAACAAGAAGCUGUCCGUGCUCGCCUGUUCACGAUUCAAGAUGUCAUGCAGAGUACUGUCCGUGCAUAUUUGCAGGAUCAGAGCCUUCACGUGCAGCAUAACCUUGGAGUUUUCGGAGGCUGUGGCCUUGUUCUCUCUAUUAUUACCGGACUCUGGGGAAUAAACGUGGAUGGUAUACCAGGAUCUAAUAGAUCCCCUUACGCAUUCGCCUUAUUUACGGGUGCCCUCUUUUUGUUAGGAGCUGUGCUGAUAGCAAUUGGGUUGAUCUACUUGGGGCUCAAAAAGCCAUUAAUGGAGGAGAAGGCUGAGGUUAGAAAACUAGAGCUUCAAGAGCUUGUCAAGAUGUUUCAGCAGGAGGCCGAGUCUCAUGCCCAAGUCAGAAAAAUGGAUUCACAGUACGCAAAAGAUAUAUUUGGUGAUGGCGAGAACUUUGUUCUCAUCAACUGAAUUAAACUUCCCCUUGAAUGAGAGGCAGAGUUCAAAGGUGCGUCUAAUCAAGGUGCACUCUUAAUUUUUCUUCUUUUACAUAUUUUCACAGUAUUGUGUUACGUUGUUGUUUGUUAUGAUCAACUUCUCUUACUAAUUGGUCGACUCAAAAUUAAGAUUUGUUUUGUUUCUUUCUCAAGUUUUACGCGAUAGCUUGAUGAAACACGAAUCAGUUCAAAAUGCCUUGGAAUAAACUGAUUUUCCCAAUGCUUGUGGCACAUGAUUAUGAAAUUUGAUUCAAUAAUAUGUGAUUAUGC